UCGAGGCCGGGGCUGGGGCUUUGACAGCUGAAACCGGGGCGGUCGGCGCGGCGCCAGCGGAGGAGCCUGGGCGAGCCACAGCUGAGGGAAGGCGCGAGGCUUGGGAGACCGAACGGCAGCGGAGAGAUCCAGGCGGCGGCGGCGGCUUCGGUUUCGCCUCUUUCUUGCUGCGGACCAUGUUCGCCAAAGGCAAAGGCUCGGCGGUGCCCUCGGAUGGGCAGGCUCGGGAAAAGUUAGCUUUGUAUGUGUAUGAAUACUUGCUGCAUGUAGGAGCACAGAAAUCAGCACAGACCUUUUUAUCAGAGAUCCGAUGGGAAAAAAACAUCACACUAGGAGAACCUCCUGGGUUUUUACAUUCGUGGUGGUGUGUAUUUUGGGACCUUUACUGUGCAGCUCCGGAAAGGCGAGAUACUUGCGAACACUCGAGUGAAGCAAAAGCCUUUCAUGAUUAUAGUGCAGCUGCAGCACCAAGUCCAGUACUUGGAAACAUUCCUCCAAAUGAUGGAAUGCCAGGGGGACCCAUUCCUCCAGGUUUCUUUCAGGGACCGCCUGGCUCUCAGCCCUCGCCACACGCACAGCCUCCACCUCACAACCCCAACAGCAUGAUGGGACCCCACAGUCAGCCUUUUAUGUCACCAAGAUACGCAGGAGGUCCCCGGCCCCCAAUCAGAAUGGGAAAUCAGCCUCCAGGGGGUGUUCCUGGUACACAGCCCUUGCUGCCCAACUCAAUGGACCCCACACGACAACAAGGGCAUCCCAACAUGGGAGGGCCGAUGCAAAGGAUGAAUCCUCCACGAGGAAUGGGGCCCAUGGGUCCAGGUCCACAGACUGAUCCUUGGUUAUCAUUGCAGAACUAUGGCGGCGGAAUGAGACCUCCACCCAACUCUCUAGGGCCCGGCAUGCCUGGGAUUAACAUGGGUCCAGGAGCUGGUAGACCAUGGCCCAAUCCCAACAGCGCUAAUUCAAUUCCAUACUCUUCUUCAUCGCCUGGUACAUACGUGGGGCCCCCUGGUGGCGGAGGUCCUCCUGGGACACCUAUCAUGCCUAGCCCCGCAGAUUCGACAAAUUCAAGUGACAACAUCUACACAAUGAUUAAUCCCGUACCGCCUGGAGGCAGUCGGUCGAAUUUCCCCAUGGGACCUGGCUCAGAUGGCCCAAUGGGGGGCAUGGGUGGGAUGGAGCCGCAUCACAUGAAUGGCUCAUUAGGGUCAGGAGACAUAGAUGGACUUCCAAAAAAUUCUCCAAACAACAUAAGUGGCAUUAGCAAUCCUCCCGGCACUCCACGAGAUGAUGGUGAACUGGGAGGCAACUUCCUCCAUUCCUUCCAGAAUGACAAUUAUUCUCCCAGCAUGACGAUGAGUGUGUGAUUUCCCUCCUCCCUCACCCCGCAUCCUCUUCUCCAGGAUAAAGAAAAAGUCGGCUGCCAUUUGGAGGAUCUCAAGAAAUUAUGCAAGAAGAGAAUCUAGGUGUGUUUGGCAGGGAGACAUGCAGAGAGCCGGGGGGAGACCCACCCCUGAUUUUUAGUUUCAUGCAAUAAAAAGGCUGAACUUUUUAUUCCAUAAAACAAUGAAGGACAAAUCUUUAAAAUAUUUCAAGACAUGACCAGAUCCUUCUGCAGAAGAAGGGUUUAUUCUAUGUACAUGACACUUUUUUGUUGAUUUUUUUUCUUUGGAAACAAAACAAAAGCCUCUAGCACCCGAUUUCCAACCUCCUUUGCUUGAUUAUUCUUUUAAACCUGUUGUAUGUUUGUGCUGUGCUACGCAAGGAAGCUAGUCUAGAUAUGAAAUCUCAUGUUGUCUCUGUAGCCAUUUUAAAAUAAUUAAUAAAACUGGAGAGUUUGGUUUUUUUAUAUAUAAAUUGGUGGGUUUUGUUCGGAAGACCACUUCCUCCCUCUCCCCCCCUCACCCCCAACUUCUUUUUGUUUUGGUUGGUUUUUGUUCCCCCCCGCAUUUGAUGUUUUGCAGCACAAAACAUUCUCCAGCAAGGAAGAUCCAAGUGGAACAGAGUUCUUCUGCCUCAUUCUCAGUUGCGUAAUGCAGCUUGGCCCCCUUGUAGGAUCACAUCCUCCAAAACUUUUAAUUGUGAUCUUGGUAUCUGUGACUGUGGCAUGCACUGUAUUAGCCCCCUCCCUCCCUUGUCCUUCUCCCCAAAUUACAAAGAAAUGUUAUUAACUCCCCUUUUGCAAAACUUUUGAAGUGUCAAAAAUUCCGGGGGUGGGCGGGUAGGUGGGGUUAGGGUACGUGGCAUUUUAUUUUUUAUGUUGGGGAGGUGUUGGUCCACCAGAAUUGAAAGGGAAAGGGGUUAAAAACUUGACCUGGGACACGAAAACUGUGAGCGCAAACUUCUUAACAUUUGUUUUUUGUUUUAAUGAAAUGAUGUGAUCUUAUUAGGGUUUCACUGUAUAUGCUCUGAAACUGGAUGGAGAUAUUUUUAAGUAAUUAUUGUUGUUAAAAUGUAUACUUGCUAUUCUGUAGGCUCUCUCUCUCUCUCUCUUACUCUGUAAUUAAAAGCAAAAUUAAAAAAAAAACCCUUACCUUCUCAUGGUAGAGGUGACUACAGAAAAGCAUACAAUGUAUAGUGAAACUCGCAAGUCUUGGGAUCUCUGUACAUUACACUCCCUUGUAGCUGGUCUUUGUUUUAUAUAAAAAGAAGAAAAAACUUCACUUCUGAUCUAUGUAUUUCAUAUUAUGUAAAAUAUUAUCUUCCCCUGGAUUUACCUACCUUUGUGCGGAUUCUUGAGAACAUUGUAUCUUGUUUCAGUGUUUUUUCUUACCUUGUAGUCUGGUUCUAAAAUUAAGCGAGGGAAAAGAAAAGUAAUUAUUAUACAUUGUAGUUUGUGUACGAUAUUUGUUGAUAAUGUUUUAUUAAAGGGAUGUCUUUUUUCCGCACCCCUUAACGAAAUGUUUUUUUUUUUUGUUUGGUUUUUUUGGGGGGAAACAUUGGCUUUUUAUUAUUCUGACUGAAAACAAAAACUAUGUGAAUUGACAAACUUUUUUAGUAGUACGAUGACUUUUUUUAAUGUUUGCCUUUUUCUUAGGCAUUUUAAUUGUGUUUUCUCUGUAGAAAUAUGAUGGGGGGGUGGGGUUGACAAAUGGUUGGUCUCUCAGUCAAGAAAAUAUUUAAAAGCGGGUUGGCGGGGGGGAUAAACCGGCAAACCAAUUUGUCCCAUUGCUAAUGCAGCACCCUUUCUAUUUUUUUUAAAGGAUAACUGACAGGUUUCAUUGUAUUAAAGUGAUAGCUAAAUUAUUGUCUUCAUUGGUUCGGGGUGGUUUUUAAAAAAUGAAUCAAGACCCUCUCCUCUCCCUUUCCCCCCAUGCUGUAAUAAAUAUAAACAUUUGAUUUCA
Molecule: messenger RNA, 3344 nt
Organism: Podarcis muralis (Common wall lizard)
Lineage: Eukaryota; Metazoa; Chordata; Lepidosauria; Squamata; Lacertidae
Gene: SSBP3
Product: single stranded DNA binding protein 3
Biological process (GO): positive regulation of transcription by RNA polymerase II
Cellular component (GO): nucleus
Molecular function (GO): protein binding; single-stranded DNA binding
Source: RefSeq, a predicted model, not a curated record